Malania oleifera is the source of this 351-nucleotide messenger RNA. RefSeq names its product putative lipid-transfer protein DIR1. NCBI's taxonomy places the organism in Eukaryota, Viridiplantae, Streptophyta, Magnoliopsida, Santalales, Ximeniaceae. Bases 1 to 351 code for a protein of 116 amino acids. Gene Ontology annotation, biological process: systemic acquired resistance. The transcript has a single exon. The record is from RefSeq and is a predicted model, not a curated record. Gene Ontology annotation, molecular function: fatty acid binding.
AUGGAGGCAUUUCUUCGUCAUCAUCAGAAGGCGAUAGUGGCAGCGCUAGCUGCGCUUCUGGUUGGCAUGGCCAGCCUUGACACGAGCACAGUUAGGGUGGAAGCCCAAACGCCGAGCCUGUGCAACGUGUCGGUGGAAGAUCUAAAGACGUGCAAGCCAUUCGUGAUGUUGAGGAGUCCAAACCGCGGUCCUGUGGCGAAGCCCUCGGGGCCAUGCUGCACCGCGCUCGCCAAAGCCAACGUACCAUGCCUCUGCUCCUAUGGCAAUUCCACUCUGCUGCCUACCCUCGGCAUUGAUCCCAAACGGGCCAUGCAGCUCCCCCGUCGGUGCGGCCUAAAAGCCCAUUGCUAG